CCACUGCCUUAGCUCGCCGCGGCACCCGUGAUCCGUCACGAUCGUCGCAAGACGUAUUCUAGCGACGACUCUGCGACAUCUGCAGCUUUGCUCCGCACGCCGCGAAUCAGUUCGCCUGUCGCUAGACGCGCCUCAAACUAAUUCCGGUUGCCUUUUAUAUGCACCUCGAAGUCAGCUCGCGUGUUCGCGUCGUCCAGCGAGCGACGGUCAGGGAACGGCCGAUAGCCUUAAGAGUUUCGUUGAAGCGGUGAAGGCGAAAGAAAGCUUGGUCCGCGAACAGGGAAUAAGCGUGGACCAAUGUUCAUCCAACACGUGGCAGCACUGUCGAAGCGCCGGAUCGUUCUCGCUUCGGCAUCCCCAAGGCGACGCGAAUUGCUAUCCGGUCUGGGCCUUACUGUUGACGUCAUCCCCAGCACCUUUAACGAGGACCUCAAUAAAGCAUCCUUCGCCAGUGCAGGAGAGUACGCAGCGGAGACAGCCACUCACAAGGCCAUAGAAGUCUCUUCCAAAGCCCUGAGCGCCUCCCAG
Molecule: messenger RNA, 528 nt
Organism: Closterium sp. NIES-67
Lineage: Eukaryota; Viridiplantae; Streptophyta; Zygnematophyceae; Desmidiales; Closteriaceae
Source: the annotation of a GenBank genome assembly